AUGGCUCUUUCCAAAGAAGCAAUAACCUCAAGUUCCUUCUUCAUACCCUCCGCGUUAAACGGGUUGUCAAGAGCCGUCAAAGACAAACCAAUAUUCAUUAUGCACCCCGAAAAUGAUCGAAUCACCAUCGCUUUCCAACUCCUUAGAGACCUCAGUGCCAAUGUGAGGCACCUCUGUAGUUACCCCAACUGCCAGACGAGUUACGAGUUGUUGAAGGAACUGAUAAUGGGAUUCCAGGAUCUAGCUCUGGCUGAUGGAGCUGGACCGGCUAUGAUUAUUGGUGAUACUCAAGUUGCUGAGCUUUUAAUCCGUGAGGGUCUUAACGCUGAAGACAUGUAUGAUAGGACAAGAAUUUUACCAGAUCCUUCAGCAGCUGACAAUGUCCAGUCCAGGAUUGUUCUAAGCACAGUAAGGGAUGCUUUGCAGACCGAUCCUAAAUGUUUCAGUAGGAUAAGUGACAGUCACCCUGCAAUGAUUGCUGCAGAUUCCGAUUCUCUUUUCCUGUCGGCUGUGCUAGCCAGAAAGGAGUUCUACUCAGGUCACAAUGACCCGACCACUAUCACAGACGACCCCCAGGACAGAACUUUGGAUGAGGAAGAAAAAGUGAGAGGAAGGAAAUGGGCUGCGGAAUUUGUUGUUCCAAAGAAGAUAACUUUGGAUGGGGAACUAAAAGUAAGAGGAAGGAAAUGGGCUGCGGAAUUUGUUGUUCCAAAGGUGUCGGCCUACCCCAUUUCUGAUAUUCUUCUUUGUUACAGACACCGAAGUUGCAGUAAAGAGAAGAUCCGACGACUGCUGACGGCUACCGUAGAGGAGAAGUUGGAAGCAAGAAUGGAGAGGGAGGGUUUUGAGAGAACAAGAACCAAAGAGUCGCACAAGAAUGUGUCUAUCGAGGCUCAGGUCCCUAAGUUGAGCUGUUACCGCUACGCUUUUCCUUAUAUACUCCUUAAAGCCAUCAAUUGGGUCAUUGCUGGGAAGAAAUUUUUGGUGUGGGAUUAUGGCGAUGAAGGCAAAAGGUGCACUCAUGCGCUAAUGCAAGCGGGAGCUGAUGUGGCAGUAUAUGAGGAUGGCCACGUCCACUGGGGAACGGAGGGACCUGUUCUGAAGCUUGAGGAGGCUUUGCCUAAGAUCGACGUUUUUGUUUACACUGCUGAUAAUGAUGAGGAUAAUAAGAUCAUGCUUGAACAUGUAAGAAACAUGAAAAAGCUUGUUGUUCUGGCCAACAUAGAGGGCUCAGAUAGAGGAAUCGAUAUGGAAGGACUUCUGAGUUGUCCUGGCGUGAGGCGCGGAAUGAUGAUAAGUGGGAUUGAUAUACUUGACUUCCCAUAUAAUGAAAGAAGAAUAAUCGUGGUAGGUCAGGGAAAUCCCAUGAAACUGGCUUGGGUACCUCGUCACCAUCUUUUUGAUUCCCUUUCUGACAGUAAUCACUCUUUCCUUUCUUUUGUGGACUUUAGAGACGGGUCGACCCGAGUACAGGCAGCCAAUAAUGAUGGAGUCGACAAAAACCUUGCUCCAGCCAAUGAUGAUGAUGACAAGAUGGGGUUGUUCAUGGUUCCUUGGCUGAUAAUAUAG
Prosopis cineraria is the source of this 1569-nucleotide messenger RNA. RefSeq lists its product as uncharacterized. Gene Ontology annotation, cellular component: cytosol. The transcript has 5 exons. Bases 1 to 1569 code for a protein of 522 amino acids. NCBI's taxonomy places the organism in Eukaryota, Viridiplantae, Streptophyta, Magnoliopsida, Fabales, Fabaceae. Gene Ontology annotation, molecular function: adenosylhomocysteinase activity. The record is from RefSeq and is a predicted model, not a curated record. Gene Ontology annotation, biological process: L-methionine cycle.